This is a messenger RNA of Trypanosoma brucei brucei TREU927, 945 nucleotides long. RefSeq lists its product as hypothetical. The coding region runs from base 1 to 945 and encodes 314 amino acids. The transcript has a single exon. NCBI's taxonomy places the organism in Eukaryota, Euglenozoa, Kinetoplastea, Trypanosomatida, Trypanosomatidae. The record is from RefSeq and is a predicted model, not a curated record.
AUGGGGCCCCGCAUAUAUCCGUUACAGCGCGAGUCACCAUCCUCUCCCUCUGCUCGUGCCAUCUUUGAGCGCACACGGCGGAUGCAUGCCGGGACUUUGAAUAUUUUCGCUGAGAACAACGGCGAGUGCGAUGCGCAACCAAAACCGCAAACUCCACAACCAGAGCAUGAGGCACGCAACGUGCAGCGCAAUGAGGAGUCACAGGAGACAAGGGAAUUCGGCUGGCCGCACCUUCGUCGUGUACGUUUGCCUACGCGACACGAAACACCGCAGGGUCUUCACCAGGUUCCCAGUGCUGCGGGGAAGGUUCAGCACAUUCAAGUUGUCGGCGUUACUGACUCCUAUAAGGAUCCGGCGAUGAUGACGCCGCGGCGCACAGGAUUACGCUGCUUUUCCCGUAGCCACUCCACUUCUAUGAGCGAAAUAAUGUGUCACGAGGAACGCGGCUGGUCACCUUCUCUACCGGCCUCUGUUGCGGGUAGCGCACCGGUCAGUAGGAGUAGCAGCCGCUGCAGUUCCCGAGGAUGUAGGCGAGUGACUGAUUACACCCCGCAGGAGCGCUUUUUUCAAGCUGUGCGAGAUCAUGUGCAGCGCAGACGCGGGGGUGCAACGGAAUUUUACGUAAAUCUUGCACGUGGGCUGGUGGGGUCGGUUCCACGAAGUCGUGCAGAGAUGACACCUCGCCCGUGGCGUCUGGAUGAGGGGCCGGUAAUUCACAAGUUGACACUCGGCAGUUUCAGGGAACAGUUGCAGUCCUUAACGGGAAUUGAGGUUUCCUUGGUAGAAUUGGCGCAGAUGGUGUGGGGAAAAGAGGAGUUCGAGCGGAAGGUACAAGAAUGUCCAGACGAAGAGCAGUUGGCAAGUCUUAGGGUAACUUACCGCGAGUUUUCCACAGCAUUCGGGGAUAGCCCGUCUGGUGAUAAAUUUGCGACCUUCAAGAUAUAA